Ostertagia ostertagi is the source of this 1797-nucleotide messenger RNA. The record is from the annotation of a GenBank genome assembly. Lineage: Eukaryota; Metazoa; Nematoda; Chromadorea; Rhabditida; Trichostrongylidae.
AUGUGCUCCAGCUUAUUCCGUGGGUCUGCGGAAGAUGAGAAGGACAGCAAGGUUUUGUCGUAUGGUGAUGUUGUUUUGUAUACGUCCGAUUUGUACACAUUAAAUCCUGGAACGUGGCUGAAUGACAAUAUUAUUUCAUUCGCGUGUGAAUACAUGUUGUCGAAAGCUGCACCAGAAGUUAGAGAGCAGGUGGCUAUAGUAAGCGCAGCAUCCUGUGAGUUGAUAAGGUAUUCUGGUGAUAUGGAAAUCGUUCGGGAUAUUUUCUUUUCGCUGGGUUUCUUCAAAGGAAAAGCGAUCAAGACUAUUGUUGGUGGUAAUCACUGGUCGUUGCUUGUUUUCGAUCGAAGAAGUGCGCGAUUCGAGUAUUACGACAGUAUGCGGCCGGCUAAAGAUGCUGUCGCCAGACAGCUUGUAAAUACAAUCAAACCGGUUCUUGGUGCUCCUGAAGUGUCCUUUGAAAUUGUCGAAUGCCCUCAGCAACGUAACAGUUUCGACUGCGGGAUGUAUGUCAUUGAAUUUGUUAGGCACCAGUUGAAGCUCUCAGAAGAAUCAUACUCAUUGGGUAUAAGUAGCAGCUACAUAGAGUCUGAACGUCAGCAUUGGCAGGAUGUCAUCGUCUCAUUGUCAAAGACUCAAUAUAUUGUACAGAAUGACAAAUGGUUGACGUUUAUUAUUCGUGCACCGUACGCAAAAAUAGCUGACACCGAGAUCGAGUAUGGUGAUGAUAUUUUCAUGUUUUCUGCGCCGCCUUAUUAUCUCAGGGUUCAUUUGCCAAGAGAAGUUGUCGACGAUAACACUGGAACGGCCAAAUAUGACUCGACUCUAGGUGAGUUGGAUUUCUGCGAAUCGAAAACUUUCGCUGUCUGGAUGAUAUGCACCUGGACUUUUGAACAGAAGAAAAUAAGUGCUCAGCGGUUGGUUGAAGAAAUACGUGAUUCUGAUGAUGACGAGGAAGAAAAUUUGUUUAAGAUGAAGCUGAAGGCAGCGAAUAUUUUGUGGAGCAAAAAAGUCACAGAUAUUCAAGCACAGUGUAGUGAGAACUCGACUGACGUAUUUGGCUAUGGAUUUGCGUGGCGUCGUAAGGGAAUACUUGGUAUCUUCUUCUUCAAUCAGUCUGAAAUGUUUUUGCUGACUAGGUUAGAUAUGCUGGAUCCUGAGGAUGCCCUUCAACGGGCGCUGAAGCUAGACUUUGGCCUAAAACUUGAGGUUGACGCGGACGACAGGCAGCGUCUUAAAGAUUUUCCAAGAAAACGUCUACCAACGUGUAACGUAAGCUCAAGAAAUGUCUUAUUUUUCAUAAAUCGUGAAAAGUUGUUGUUCAGGCUAUCCAUGGAAGAACAGAGAACGGUCUUGCUUUCUUUGGUAGAUAUUGUUUUUGCAUUUGCGUACGACUCAAGAAUAAAUGAAUGGGAGACUUGCUGUGAAACCGGGUGGAACAUCACUAAACUGGCUCCAAGUCUAGCGUUUCUCUGCCAGUGGAGAAAUGCCAAGGAGGCAUUUGUUGGUAGUGUACGAAGAUCGCUCUGCUAUCCCUUGUACAGAAAUUGGGACUUAUCGCUGAAAGUUGUGUCGGAUACUAAACUUAUCAUAAGGAAAGGUAGAGCUGCACUGUUGCAUGUGCUGAGUAAGAUGCAUGGAAUUCUCAUUGGUUCCGGAGAAUUUCGUUACCUUUUCAACGAUCUAUUCAUAACGGACUAUUGUCUUUGGAUACAAUCUGUUGAAGAGGCCAUGUUGAAAUGGCUUCAAAAAGCAGUCGAUGAAGUUGAGGUUUGUUUUCGUGCUUUCUAUUUGAUGUAA